AUGGAACCAGUCGAAGCUAGUCAAUCAGGUGAUUAUUUAUCAUUCUACACUCAUCCAUCAGCAUCAAUGAAAAUACCAAACUUUAAUCUUUUUGAUACAGUGACAGCUGCUGAAAUAUAUGAUUCAACUGUUAAUUCACUAUCCAAUGGUAAUAAUAAAACUAAUCUUCAUCAUACUGGACAACAUAUCUAUUCCACAAAUAAUGAUUAUACUUCUUCUAUUUCAAUAUCAAAUGGAUAUUGGUCGUAUUCAACGCAACCAUAUUUACCACAUACAACAAGACAAUAUAUGGUCAAUCAAGCAUCUUCAGCAUCAGCGUCUGAUACAAGUUCAUUACCUACUGAACAAGCUUUAUCCUAUUAUACACAUGAGUCUUAUUCAUAUAUGCAAAAAAUGAGUGGAAAUUAUCCAAAUAAUUCCGUAAAUCGAAUAAUUUGGUUCUGGAUCAUUUUGAUAUUGCCACAUCGUCAUCCUCAGAAAAUAUUUCAAUUCUACUUUGUUCAUAUUUGUGUUAUUUCUGUUAACAUUCUCAUUCGUUUGGGUGGACCGCCUAGUCAAUCAACAAUUCUUCGUAUGACAAUGUCAUCUAUCUGUAUCGCCUACAGCACUUUUGUUCAUCAUCGACGAGAGACCAAUAAUAGAAUUGAAGAAAUACGUCGAAAUGGUGUUUUGAACCCAGCAGCAAACUUUAAUCCAAGUAGCACGGCAUCAAUUUCAGCAACUAUCAAUUCAUCCUCAACAACAACUCAAAAUAUAUCAACAUGGACUAUCAACGAAAACCAAGCCAAUAACGACGGAUGUACAUGUGUUAUCUGUAUGAACACAUAUUCAAAAGGUGAAACUGUCAAUGGCUUGCCACAUUGUACUCAUUUCUUUCAUCGUAAAUGUAUUCAAGCAUGGUUAGUUGGAAGCAAUGCACAAGAUGCGCAUGCAACAACUGUUAGAAGAUGA
Rotaria sordida is the source of this 951-nucleotide messenger RNA. Lineage: Eukaryota; Metazoa; Rotifera; Eurotatoria; Philodinida; Philodinidae. The record is from the annotation of a GenBank genome assembly.